GACGGAUGUUUGUUUAAAGCUUCAUUGGAAAAAGAAUGAGAGAAUGUCGAUGCGAGGUGUGAAAUUUGCUUUUGAAGAAGACGAGAAGGUCCUUUGUUUUGAGCCAGACCCAAGCAAGGCUAGGGUUCUGUAUGAUGCGAAGGUUUUGGAAGUUACCACACGUAAGAGGAGCAAUGGUCAGAAAGGGCCUGGGUACCUGGUGCAUUUCAGUGGCUGGAAUAGCAGCUGGGACAGGGUAGUAAAAGAAGACUUCAUUCUCAAGAACACGGAAGACAACAGGAAGUUGAUGAAGCGUCUGGCUGCCAUUGCCAGGCAAAUUCGCAAGAACCGUGUCAGAAAGAAGAGAAUUGACGAGAUACUGAGGCAGGUACUGAAGAGACGUCCCAGGUACGACAGCGAGGAGGAGACCUCAGAGGAGGAUGAAUGUGAGGAUGUUGGUGAGGAGGAGGAGACAACUGGGGAGGAAGAGGAGGAUACGGAAAGAGAGGAGGGGGAGGAUUCGACACAGGAGUCGGGGCAGAGUGAAGAUGAAAGCACUGUGGAGGGAGGAGAGACUGAAGACAACCCUCAGCCUGAGGAGAUUGCAGUAACAGAAGUGGAACUUGAAAUACCAGAUCCACUGAAGAGCCAACUUGAAAAUGACUUUCAUUUCAUAAAUAGAAAGAAAAAGUUGGUCCAUUUACCUGCUGAGCCCAAUGUGGUCAGUCUUCUGGAGAGUUAUGUCAAGAAUUAUGCAAUCAACCUGCUUUGUUCCACUCCUCAUAAAGCAGCCAGACACGGACAUACAGAAUGUGUUAAUCUGUGCAAGGAGGUAGUUGAAGGUUUGAGGAUCUGCUUUGAUUUUACCCUCCCCACCAUAUUACUUUACAACCUGGAGAGAGAACAGUAUGAGAAGGUAGUCAACAAUUAUAAACCACUCAUGUCUACCAAGAAAGAAAAGACAGAGUGUCAGAAGUUGGCCCCCCUCCAUUCUCCAACAAGAUGUACCAGAUCAGGAAGAGGGUCAGUGCCAAAUUCUCCCUCAUUUCAUGAGUCCCCUCCGUCAAAAGUUGCAAAGUUCACAGCAUUAGAAAAAGAAAAGGAAAAAGAACAUUUUAACGUUAAACAAGAGAAAGAUGUCCCAACUCCUAGAAGGCUCACUAGAGGUCGCUUAAAUGCAGCAGAUGCUACAAGACUCUCUGGGGACUCAAAUAAGAGUGAAAAAAUGCCUGACUUGACACUUGAAGAUAAAGGGGUCACAGAACCUAAACGCAGGGGGUCCUUGCGAUCCAGUCAUCGAGUGGCAGCACUGAGCGAAGCAGAGACUGUGCCAGUAGGACGAGCAACUCCCCCUCCACCGUUACUCAUUCCAAAUUCUAUCUCCACAAAUGCCAGUUCCUCCUCCUCUUCUGGAAGUGGAAGUUCUAAACUGAAACAUGCUGGAGGACGGAAGACUCCGCCAGACAGAGAGGCCGUCUUGAAUGAAGUCUUGACUUGGAAACUUGUUCCGCCAGAGAUUUUCACACAAACACCAGUGGCUCCCUCUGCUGUCUAUGGGGCACACCACCUGUUACGGUUAUUUGUAAAACUUCCAGACCUUUUGUGUAAGAUGGGCAUCCCCGAGAGGAAAAUGAAUGUUCUUUUAAAGCACUUGGGGCUAUUUUUAGAUUACAUGAAUGCUAAGCGAGAAGAAUUCUUUCCUCAUUGUGUAUAUGUUGAUGAAGACACCAGUAGUAAUACAAGAAACACAUCUAAGAGGUAGCAGAACAAAGAAGUGUCACAAUUAUAAUACCAAACUUUCUGAAAGAAAGUGGAAUGUUUUGACUAGAUUCUGUCAUAAAAAUAAUUUAGAAGCAAAGGAACUUCUCUUUGUUAUUGGGAUUAAGACAAAGGACAGAAAAAAUACAAUCUGAUACUUGCUCUUGGAAAGAUGUUACAGCAUCAAGGAAUCACAACAGCUGUUGUAUAGGUCAGUCACACAUGUAGAUGUUCAGUAUAAGAAGUCAUGUUGUCACCAGUCAUAAUGGCUGUGCUGCAGGUGCUUAAUGUAGGCAGGGGGUGUGCUUGAGGCAGUAGAUGUAUUGAGCAGCCAUGUAGUAAUAUUUAGAUCAUAAGUUACAAAAGCCCUGCUAGCAUACUCUGUUAUGUUGUCACAAAUGAAUCUAAGACAUCAGGCCUUAAGUAAGGAACAAUGUUAUAAUGUAGUUCAGUUGUAAGCUUGAAAUUACUUGUGUACAGGGAUAUUUUUGCCUUUUUUCUGCUGCUUUAUUUUGUAACAUUAGCAUCAUAUUUCUUUUUUAAUUUCCAUUUAUUUGUUUUUGCAUAACUUAAGAUACUUAAAAGCUUUAUGUGAAGUAUUGUUUACAGAGAAUUGACAAGGUAAAGCUGUAGAAGUAAUAAUAAUUGUAUUUUAUAUACAAGAUAGUUUGUUAAUAUCAACUGUGGCACCAAGUUUAUACUUAGUGCAUAUUGCAUUUAAGAAACCAGAUGUAUUCAUUAUAAAUAAACAUUUUAUUGAUA
Lingula anatina is the source of this 2499-nucleotide messenger RNA. RefSeq names its product MSL complex subunit 3. Gene Ontology annotation, cellular component: MSL complex; nucleus; NuA4 histone acetyltransferase complex. Gene Ontology annotation, biological process: chromatin organization; regulation of DNA-templated transcription. The record is from RefSeq and is a predicted model, not a curated record. Lineage: Eukaryota; Metazoa; Brachiopoda; Lingulata; Lingulida; Lingulidae.